UGAUAGGAUUUAGAUCUGGGCUCUGACUGGGUUAUUCCAAAACAUUGACCUUUGUCUUCUGAAGCCAUUCCUUUGUUGAACAUGAGAUUGUUGUAACAUGCAGGGAGUGUACUAUGGUGCCCAGUUUUUUUUUUUUUUUCUUCAAAACUAAGAACUAAACUAGUUUUUAGACCUUUAUGUUAAUGCAUAAUAAUGGUUUCAAAAUUACUGGCACCCACACAGCUAAUAUAUGGUAAAGCCUACCCUGGAUAUAAUAAAAUGAAUGUCAAAUAGCCUUCUCCUUUUAUGUCUAACAAGGAUGGAGACACUUGUAAUAGGAUCUUACAUAUUACAUUUCAAACUCGUUAAUAUUCUUCAGUAUUGUGCAUGUUUAUUCCUCUUCAAUUUAGCCACAUUUUUCCAAUAGGUUUCAAAUCAAGAGACUACACUGUUCAUUACAAUAUAUUAUUUUGAAUGUAUGUAGGGUGUCCUUUUCGUUUUGAAAGAUCAGUCAAUGGUCAAGCUUUUGGGAUAAAAUGACCAGGUAUUUAGGGUACUUCGUGAUGCCAUCAGUUUUCACAAGGGCACCUUUGUGACCAGAGAAUAUUUCAACUUAAAAAGUUUAGGUGCUACAUUUUGUGUGUUUUUGAAGUUUCUUGCACUUCUUUUAUUGUUAUGAAGGUGGCAGUCUGAAUAGCUCAUUUUGAAACUUGACAGUGAUGGGAAACACUGUGCUUUGGGUUUUCUUUCCUUCCCUCAGUGUCACUCCUUUUUUAAAAAUAAAUAAAUAUAUAUAUAAAUAAAUAAAUAUCCAUUAUUAAUAUCCACACCACCACCUUUUCAGGUGUCUAUACAGACCAUAGCUGCAAGCAUAUUAUAGUGGGGGGUGGUGACUUUACUAUGGUAACUUUUAAAAACUAUUUAUUUAUUAUUUUAUUGUGGUUAAGGGUAUUGUGUGUAUAGUAUAUACAUUAUGGCAAAAGGGAUGUUACAUUUUUGGAACUUCAUAUUUGAGCAAAGCCAACAACUACUAUGAAAGCAAAUUUUUUUUUUUAGAAAAUAAUACCAUAAUUAAAAAUGUUCUUUGGAAAAUUUAUUUUUGUAUUGCAAAUGUAUUGCAUUGAUCAUUUGAGUAAUUGUGUCAAAUAUUUAUUGCAAGCAUAUUGUCCCAAUAUUUUAAAGAGUGCCAGUAUUUCUGGAGUUAACUAUAUAAUCUAUGCCUAAAAAUAAUUAAAAGACUUCAAGCUAAAGUUCAAUAUUAUCUGUAACUGUUUUUUUUCCCUCUAGCAAAUAAUGUCCUCACCAGUUGUUUCCAAUCACCUCUAGUUUCAUUUUUAGUCAUUUCUAACACCUCAAACCCCUCAAAAGAUCCCUGUGUGUGUGUGUGUGAAUGGGAACUGUGCAUGCACUGUGCACCGUGUGCGGUCAAAAGUGUGUGAGAUUUCAAAGCCCCUACAGGGGAGGGGCUAUGAUUGAAAGUUUGUUUAAAUGUAAAAGAAAAGUGGUUUGGUGUACAGUAGACAUGUUCUUCAGCAUCUCUCUCCUUGUGCUUUCUGUCCUACAUUUGUGUGGGGCAAUGGAGAGUGGUAUUAUUGGAGGAAAUGAAGCGAAAGCACACUCCCGACCCUACAUGGUGUCUGUUCAGAUUAACAAAAGACACGUGUGUGGUGGUAUGCUUAUCAGAAAUGAUUAUGUGCUGACUGCAGCCCACUGUGUAGACAACACUGGAAAAGACCAACUGGAAGUGGUACUAGGAGCUCACAACAUCAAUCAAAAGGAGCCCCAGCAGCAGAGAAUCCAAGUACAGAAAUACAUCAAGCAUCCCUGUUACAAGCAGGAAGAACGUCCAAAUGAUAUCAUGAUACUGAAGCUGAAGUCCAAAGCCAAGCUGAAUAAUGCUGUGAAGGUUACUGCUCUUCCUAAGAAGAAUGAGAACAUUCCAGCCCUUCAGAAUUGUUCAAUAGCUGGCUGGGGCAGGACAGAACAGAACAGCGCUGAAUCAAGUGUCCUACGAGAGGUCACACUCAAAGUACAGUUUAACUUUGAGUGCAGAAAAAUUUGGGAUGACAAAUUUUAUACAGACAGCAUGAUCUGCACUGUGUCUGAUGGGAAAAAAGCUUUUUGUCAGGGUGAUUCAGGGAGUCCUCUUAUGUGUGGAAAUAAACCACAAGGAAUAGCUGCAUAUACCUUCCGUGAAAACUGUUUAAACCGCAAGUAUCCAGAGGUAUAUAUGAAGAUCUCCUACUUUCUUCCAUGGAUUGAACAAGUUAUAGGCUAGAAAGUGAACACAAUGGAAGUAACCACAAUCCAAUAAAAUAUACAUUGCAUAUACAAAAUGUGUGUCUUCUCUUCUAUUGUGUACCUCUCUCAUGGGCAUUUACUGUAUGUUAUAAAGUAAAAAUGAAACUCCAGCAUCCUUUGGUAAGUAA
This is a messenger RNA of Pangasianodon hypophthalmus (striped catfish), 2408 nucleotides long. Its product is annotated as granzyme F. Gene Ontology annotation, molecular function: serine-type endopeptidase activity. The transcript has 5 exons. Gene Ontology annotation, biological process: proteolysis. The record is from RefSeq and is a predicted model, not a curated record. The coding region runs from base 1370 to 2257 and encodes 295 amino acids. NCBI's taxonomy places the organism in Eukaryota, Metazoa, Chordata, Actinopteri, Siluriformes, Pangasiidae.